Molecule: messenger RNA, 638 nt
Organism: Coffea eugenioides
Lineage: Eukaryota; Viridiplantae; Streptophyta; Magnoliopsida; Gentianales; Rubiaceae
Product: methyltransferase-like protein 7A
Exons: 4
Coding region: 137-493 (118 amino acids)
Molecular function (GO): S-adenosylmethionine-dependent methyltransferase activity
Source: RefSeq, a predicted model, not a curated record
UCAUCUUAUCGCACAUAUCUAUAUUUGUUUCUUUCUACAUCUAGCUAUGGUGUUCUCUACGUUUGUUCUGUUCUUGUUCUGCAGAUUCUGUAUUUAGCAGUGAAGCACUUGGUUUCUUGAAAGCUGUUAUAUUUAUAUGGUUGCAGAGGCUCUGCCCCUUGGUGAUGCAUCUGUGGAUGCUGUAGUGGCCACACUUGUCCUAUGUUCUGUCAAAGAUGUUGACUUGGCGCUGCAAGAGAUUAUGAGGGUGCUAAAGCCAGGUGGGCUCUGUGUGUUUGUGGAACACGUAGCAGCAGAAGAUGGAACAAUUCGGAGAUUUUUCCAAGGGAUUCUUGAUCCUUUGCAGCAGUUUGUUGCUGAUGGCUGUCACUUCACUAGAAAAACUGGAGAAGUUAUUGCUAAAGCGGUCUUCUCAUCUGUUGAACUUCAGCGGGCAUUUGUGUCUUCUGCCUCAAUAGCAAAUCCUCAGGUUUAUGGGAUAGCUCGCAAGUAGCCUAGAUUAAUGUUAUGCCACAUAAAAUAUUCCUGCUGCAAACCUUGGAAUAAUUAUUUGAAUACUGAGUGUGUCUAGUGUAUUUGGAUAGAGUAUCAUUUGAAAUAUUAUUUAAAAUAAUUAAUGUAGCACUUUUUGUGAUGUG